Molecule: messenger RNA, 2344 nt
Organism: Lolium perenne
Lineage: Eukaryota; Viridiplantae; Streptophyta; Magnoliopsida; Poales; Poaceae
Source: RefSeq, a predicted model, not a curated record
GCCGUGACGGCCAUGGCGAUGACCAGAUGAACGCUGCCGCCGGCGAUGAUCGUGACGACAAGAAGAAAAACGAAGGAAAGGAAUUUUGUUCUGAACCAUGGACCCGACAAAGAUACUCAACGUGCGAUUUCACUUUGGCGGCGAGUUCGUCCGCAUUGGCCGUAGUAUGGACUACGUGGGUGGAGAUCAAGCGAUUUCAGAGAUAGAGAGGGACAAGUUGUCACUGCAGGAGGUUAAAGGAUUUCUUAAAGAUCAUUUAGAAGUGAAGGAUUCAAUGAAAAUGUAUUUCCAUGUUCCAGGGACUGAACUUGCUGAAGGUUUGGUUUUUCUACAUGAUGACAUUGGUUGUGUGCAUAUGGCAGAGUAUGUAUGUGUUGAUGGAGUUGCAGAUGUGUUUGUGGAAUAUCAUGGGGAGGAGGAGAAUGUUUACAAUAGCAGUGGAAGUGAUUUUGAGGAUGAUUAUGUGAAUCUGUUUGGAGAAAAACCUGAUGAAAUAAUUAGUGCUGAAGUUGUUAAAUCUGAUGAAGAGAUUGAAGCGGUGGUAUCACAAGUGUGCAAUCCUAGUCAGGUUCCUUCGCAAAGGCCAUCUUUUGAAAUGCAAGAACCCCAUGUGUUACCUGAAACUGAAGACAGUGGUGAUAGUUCAGAUUCUAGUGAUGACAAUGAGUACAUGCCACACAGUGAAGAUAGUGGUGAAGAUUCAGAAGUAGUUGAAUUGAGGAAACAUGCUAGGAAAUUUAAGAAGAGAAUGAAGGAUUCAAAAAGCUGGAUUAAUUCAGAUAGUCCAGUUCCAGUAAAUCUGAUUGCUAAUAUGGAAGAACAAAUAGGAGAUGAGGAGAAGGACUGGAAUUUUGAGUCAUCUGAUGAAGACUACAGCUAUGAUGAGGAUUCAGAUGGAGAGAUUAAGAGGAGGAAAAGCAAAUAUCUCAGAUUUAACCCUAAAGCAGAUAUUCCUCACUUUGCAUUAGAAAUGGUAUUUAGAAGCAAAAACCAGGUGUGCAAAGCUUUGAGGAGGUAUGGAAUAGUUACCAAAAGGAGCAUAGUGUUCAUCAAAUCAGAAGUGGAUAGGGUUAGGGCCAAGUGUGGGUGGCCAGGCUGUCCUUGGCUCAUUUAUGUUGCAAAAUCAACAAGAUGUUCCAGAUUUCAGGUGAUAACAUAUGAAGAUGAACACAGGUGUGCAAAUAACAGAGACAACAAGCUUGUCACUGCCAAGGUUAUUGCACAAAGAUAUGAACACUUUAUCUUAGCAAAUCCUAUGUGGAAAAUUGAAAGCAUGCAAUCAACUGUGUUGCAAGAUAUGUGUGCUGAUGUGUCAACUUCUAAGUGCAAACAUGCCAAGAAACUAGUGAUGGACAGACUCAUGUGUGGACUGAAAAACGAGUACACUAGAGUGUUUGAUUAUCAGUUGGAAUUACUUAGGAGCAACCCUGGUAGUACUGUGGCAGUUUGCUUGGAUCCAACCAACAUGCACCAAAAUAUUUUCCAGAGUUUCUAUGUUUGCUUUGAUGCACUGAAGAAAGGUUUCAAGGCUGGUUGCAGGAGAGUGAUUGGACUGGAUGGAUGCUUCUUCAAAGGUGCAGUAAAGGGUGAACUUUUGUGUGCGAUUGGCAGGGAUGCCAACAACCAGAUGUACCCAGUGGCAUGGGCAGUAGUUGAGCAGGAAACAAAUGAAACUUGGGCAUGGUUUAUUGGCCUUCUCAUCAAGGAUCUGGAUAUUCAUAGUAAUGGAGCAGGGUGGGUGUUCAUUUCUGAUCAACAGAAGGGUUUGAUCAAAGCUAUGAAAGAUUAUCUUCCAGCCAUCUAUAAGUGCGGGAAAUUAGUGGAAGAUUACAUUGCUCCUUGCUACUCCAUUGAUGUGUUCAAGAAGAUUUAUGAGCACUGCUUGCAGCCUGUAGAAGGUGAGGAGAUGUGGCCUAUUUCAGAAAAGCCUAGACCCCAAGCUCCAGGAUAUGUGAGAAUGCCAGGGAGGCCUAAGAAAAAUAACAGGAGGAGGGAAGAGCAAGAGAAACCAAAAACAAAGAAAAUGAGCAAACAUGGCAUUGUGAUUGUUUGUUCUUUAUGUGGCAAUCCUGGACACAACAAAUCUGGAUGCAAGAAUAAUCCAGAGAGGGGCAAAAAGAAGCCCCGCAAGCUUCUUCACCUUCGCAGCCUGCUGCACAAACUCAACCAGCUGCACCUGCAGCAAGAUCUGAAGCAACUGCACCUACUUCAAGAUUUAAACCUCCCGGGAAGAGUUCGGAACUGUAGAAACCGGUGCAUCUGCAAGUGCACAAGCUGGACCUUCUGGAAAUGCACAAACUGGAGCAAGAAGAGGGAGGAAGAGAGCUGCAUCUUCAGUUCCUAG